AUGAGGAUGAGGAGGAAGAGGUGGGAAAGUUGAUGAGGGAGGGGGUAAUUUAGUGAACAUUAUGUACCUCACCAGUGCGGAUUGUAUAGAGACUGCUGAGCUUUAUGGGCCUAGCGCUUUUAGUGAAGCUAAGAUGGAUAAAUUUUUAAAUGCUGUUGGGGGGGUAGCUAUCCCAAAGAAGCUGAGGAAGAAGUCAAAGACUUCAACCAAGGAGGUGAAUGAGGUGGAGGCUGGGAAGGAGUUAGCGCCUAGCACCUCAGCUGGAGUUGAGGAGGUGAGGCCCAGGCUGGAGUUGAAAAGGAAGGGCAAUGAGGAGGUAGCAGCGCUGCAAAGGAAGAAAAAGGUGGUGGAGCAGGAAGUUAGGGGGAGCGAGGUUCUACAGUUCGUACCUUGGCCCCCUUUUGUUGAGCUCGAUCUUGAGCUCAAGGAGUCUGAGGCUGAGGGGGCUGAGGUAAGGGCUCUUGUUAAAGGGAAAGGCCUCAUUGCCCCAUUGUCCUUUAAGAGCAACAUGUUUGAUGCGAAGAAUGCAACGGGGGCAAGGAGGUUUAUUAAUGCAACCUUCCCCGAAGUGGACAAGUGUCAAGCGAGGGACAAGGCUAUGAGAUAUUGUGGGGCAACUGUGGUGAAGCAUGCUCUGGAGAGUGUGAGCUGGGUGAAUGGUCUAGCCCAGGAAUUUAUGGAGAGUGUGAAGGAGUGCUCCCUCUUGCAAAGGCAAAAAAAUGUGAAAACUGAAUAUCCCGAAGUGGAUAUUACGAAGGUGACCUUCGACGAACAAGAGGAAAGGGUGCAGGAAAACAGUGAGAGCAUGUCAACAGAUUUUCAUCUUCAGAUUAAACUGAGAUGGGAUCAUGACGCAGAAGGGCGCACCGUUUUGCCUCCAAAUUUCGACUUCGAGUUCGUGGCAAUGGAGGAAGAAAAGGCAGAGGUGGAGGGAGCUGAAGUAGGAGCAAAGGUAGAAGGAGCUGAAGUGGAGGAGAGCUAACCACCUCUGCAAGUUGAGGUCCAUCCAGUUCCUUCUGAUGAUUACCAGCCACCUCUUCUAGCCGAGCAAGAGCCACCUCAGCCACCACCCUCAGUAGAAUAAUUAGGAGUUUGUAUUUUUUGAUUUUUCUUAUUUGAUAACAUUGGAACAAUUGAAUAAAUUGUAAUUUUAUUA
Rubroshorea leprosula is the source of this 1156-nucleotide messenger RNA. The record is from the annotation of a GenBank genome assembly. NCBI's taxonomy places the organism in Eukaryota, Viridiplantae, Streptophyta, Magnoliopsida, Malvales, Dipterocarpaceae.